This is a messenger RNA of Pyricularia pennisetigena, 1200 nucleotides long. RefSeq lists its product as uncharacterized. The transcript has a single exon. Bases 1 to 1200 code for a protein of 399 amino acids. Lineage: Eukaryota; Fungi; Ascomycota; Sordariomycetes; Magnaporthales; Pyriculariaceae. The record is from RefSeq and is a predicted model, not a curated record.
AUGCUCCUAGCAAGCGCGCUAGCCACCUUGGCGUUGUUGUCUGGCUCUGUCGUCGGCAAGGAUGUGAUCUACGACGAGGCCUCUCCUGAAAAUUACGACCUUGACCCCGACGACGUGCCCCCUCAUCUGCAGACUCGAUUAGAAAUCCCCGGCAUGGUCAAGCAUACCGCCUACCGGCACGACGACGGCGACGUAUUCCACAUCUUUGUGCACAACUCGUACGCGGAGCCGGGGCCGAACGGCGAGCACAAGCCCGUCUUCAAGCGCGAGUACGCACCCUCGGCCGCGGGCCUGCGCAGGCGCGAGGACAAGGCCAAGCCCGCCGAGUCCCAGAAAGACGAGACGGCCGAUGGCAGCGACAAAAAGAUCUACAAGGUCCACGUCGUCGAGCACUCCGCCAUCGUGGCCUAUCAAGAUCUGCCUCGGCCCGCCAACGCCACCAAGCCCAGCAACCAGACCGUCGCAGAGGUCAGCAAGAAGGAGUGCAACGCCCUCGGCGGCACGCUGACCUGCGCGUCCGCGCCCAAAAAGGAGGGCGGCGAGGUGCUGCAGUGGCGGUGCAGAAUCGCGUACUUUGGUGGGAACCCGAUCGAGGACAAGUGGGUGCCGGGUGACGAGGGCAAGUGCCAGAGGAGCGAGACGGAGGCGGAGAAGGAAAAGAAGGCCGAGGAGGCAAGGAAGAAGAAGGAGGAGGAAGAAAAGAAGAAGAAGAAGGAGGAGGAGGAAGACAAGAAGAAGAAGGCUGAGGAAGAAAAGAAAAAGAAAAAGCUGCCCAAGUUCGACGACGGCGGGCGCUGCGGCAUGUCGACGUUCAAGAACCUGACCACGGCCACGGCAGCAUACACGGGCGGCUGCCAGGCCAUCCACAACUGGGCGGCCAAGCGGCUGGGCAAGUGGGCCAUCGGCGCCAAGGUGCAGGGCGACAUCAACCUCAUCGUGGCCGGGAGCAACAGCGGCGCCAACUGCCGGUUCGUGAUCCGCAACAACAACGAGCACACGACCUUUGUCGGGACGGCCGACGUGCGGGACCUCGUCAGGGACUCGAGGCUGCGGUUCCAGGUCACGUACUCGAACAAGACUGGCGUGGGCGAGAGGAUGGGCGCCGAGGGCCACAUGAAGUGCGACAAGCAGUACAAGAACGGGACCAAGUUUGAGCAAAAGGUGGAUUGGGCGAUUUUGAAAUAUGAUGGCACUGUAUGA